AUGAAGUUUUUCAGCAGUUUGCUUGCAUUUUCGCAGGCAUAUCUUGUCGACGACAUUCCAGAGCCGAAUGAAGAGCUGAAUGUUUACGCCCUUCCAAUGGGCCACGGAGAUGGCACGAUCAUCCAAUGUCCUGGUGGACCGGACGGAUCGGGCGGAGAACUGAGCAUUUUUGACCUUGGAACGAUUGUGAAGUACUACGAGUGGUGGGAUGUUGUCAAAUUUCUCGGCGAUUAUCCGAUCAGAUACAUGUUUCUGACUCACGCCGACGAGACCCACGUGAGCUUUUUCCCAAAAGUCUUCCCGACUGACCAAGCUGAGACAGAAUCCUACCCGAAUCUCUCUCAACUGCAGCAGAUCUACCAUACUUGUCCCUUUGACAAUUACUCUUUCGGUUCUUGCAAUUCUUGCCCUCAAGAUACAUCAGUCAUGGACUGGCUUGAAGACAACAAGGAAAAGACAUUCAUGAUCAACGAAGGCGAAGCCUGUGGAACUGCAGCUUGUCUUGCUAACGGAGGUGAUUUGAAGAAGUGCACUUGCUCAGAUGAUAGAGGAAUCUCCCUCUGUCCUGGCCAUCUCGAUAUAAAAUUGGAUUUUGUGGCAGCAAAUUUAAAUAAUUGCGAACGGGAUAGAUUUGGGCAACUUAAUUCCGAUAAGGACAGUCUUGUUGCAAAACUCUCCUGGAAUGAUUUCUCAAUGAUGCUGAUGGGAGACAACAAAAGCCCCGAUCAAGAGCGAGUUGUUGACUUCUAUGAUUCGAUCGAUCCCGGCUACCUUAGUUCUACUGUUCUCAAACUCUCACAUCAUGGAAGCCUCUACGGAACGACCUUGGAUUUGGUCGACGCUGUUCAGCCAGAGAAAGCUCACUUGAAUCAAGAUUGGAGCUCUGGAGAAUGCGCGACAUUUCAAAAGGUCAAGGACUCACUCCGUAAAUACGAUUCCUCUUCUUCUGACAAGCAGUAUAUCCAGGAUGAAAUAAUCUGCUACGAUGCUUGGGCACCUGAUUUGCCUGACGACCAGCCGAUCCGAACCAGAGAAAACACCGAUGGCCUUGCUUAUUACAGCACUACCUACGGCUCGCGUUUCGUGAACCAGGAUACCCACAAUCCUGCCGGGCUCUACACCUGGCCAUGCAUUAUCAAUAGACUUGAUUUGAGCACUGAUGGAACUUCCGAGGGCACUCACAUGACACCAAGAGGUCAAGGUGAAAUGCCUUUCCCGCCUUGUUCGAAGCCUGAUUUUUGGAAUCCGUGA
Molecule: messenger RNA, 1251 nt
Organism: Oikopleura dioica
Lineage: Eukaryota; Metazoa; Chordata; Appendicularia; Copelata; Oikopleuridae
Source: the annotation of a GenBank genome assembly